Molecule: messenger RNA, 474 nt
Organism: Pistacia vera
Lineage: Eukaryota; Viridiplantae; Streptophyta; Magnoliopsida; Sapindales; Anacardiaceae
Product: receptor-like protein EIX1
Exons: 2
Coding region: 55-420 (121 amino acids)
Source: RefSeq, a predicted model, not a curated record
UAUUCUCGUAUGCACAUUUCCUUUUAACACAAGUUUUCCUUUUGGAGAAAACAAAUGAAACAAACCAUGAGAAUUGUUGUUGUCUUUCUUUUCAUUGUCAUAGCCACCAUCAACAUUAGCUUCUGCAAAGGAAGUUCUUCUGUUGGUUGCCUCCAAAGCGAGAGACUAGCACUUUUAAGGUUUAAGCAAGAUCUUAUUGAUCCUGUGGAUUGGCUUGCCUCUUGGACUUCUAGUCAUGAAGAUUGCUGUACAUGGUCUGGAAUUGUCUGUGACAGCUUGACGGGCCAUGUGCUUGAGCUCAACCUCAGAACUCCUCCAGUUAAAGAGUUUGAAUCUUUGGCUGAAAUUGAAGCUGAAGAGAACGCUCGUGAGAGGUCAAAGUUGGGCGGAUUUAAGAUACCUCAAUCUCUCUCAAAAUGACUUUCAGGGUAGGAUUCCUCACCAACUUGGAAAUCUAUCUAAUUUGCAAUAUCU